Phytophthora infestans T30-4 is the source of this 708-nucleotide messenger RNA. RefSeq lists its product as uncharacterized. Gene Ontology annotation, cellular component: SNARE complex; endoplasmic reticulum. Gene Ontology annotation, biological process: retrograde vesicle-mediated transport, Golgi to endoplasmic reticulum. Lineage: Eukaryota; Oomycota; Peronosporomycetes; Peronosporales; Peronosporaceae. The coding region runs from base 1 to 708 and encodes 235 amino acids. The transcript has a single exon. The record is from RefSeq and is a predicted model, not a curated record. Gene Ontology annotation, molecular function: SNAP receptor activity.
AUGGAAGAGCUUCACAAGGCCGAGCAGGAACUCGCUGGGAUCUGGCGCUAUGUGUCCACGAACCUGUCCUUCCGCGGGCACGACACCUCAGCCCAGCAGCUUUUGACGUUCUCUAGCGAGGAGGAGCUGAGACUCGAGGAGAAAGUGAGCGAGGGCAUUGCCGCAUAUCGCUGCGCGCUCUUGGACGCGCAAAACUGGAUCCAAGAGCUGCAGGACGCCAAGGAGGCGGAGGAAGCAGCGGCGAAGAUGGAAAAAUACACCGUGCAGCUGCAAAUCCACGUGGCCAGCUGCAGGAAGGCUCUCGUGGCCUAUCGCCAGCGCGCCAAGAUCGAGCGGCUCGAACAGCAGCGUCAUAGCUUGCUGCCCCAGAGUCCACGGCAGGCAAAGGUCUCAGCCAGCACCAGCAGCAACUCAGGCUCGGCUGUGGAUGUUACGGCGGCACUCAAGCGUACGAGGCAGGUCAUGUCACAAGAAAUUGAGCGUGUGAGCUCCGUGAGCAAAGUGCUGGACGACGGACGUUUGAGCCUUCGCAGUUCCCGCGAGGAAUAUGGCAGUGUGAAUGCAGAGAUCGUCGAAGUGCAAAAGAGACUCAAGACACUCGAAUGGCAGGCCAAGCAGGACAAAAUGUGGAUCGGUGCAGGAGUCAUGGUGCUGCUCUCGACUGUGUUGUUCAUCGUGUACGAGCGAACGGGCCUCAUUAUUAUUUAG